CAUGGGCUGCUUUAAUCUAGUUUCGAUCUUCUUCAUCUGCUUGUUUUGUUUUUCUAACUUACUAAUCACCAUACGGUACACAACUGCACAAGAAUAUUUUAAUCAUUUAUGCUUAGGAGCAAAUUACACCAAUGGAAGUAAAUUCCAAUCUAAUCUCAACAUUCUGUUUCCUUCAAUCAUCCAAAAUAGAUACUAUAACGCCACCGUUGGCCAAAGCCCGGAUACUGUUUACGGGUCUAUACAGUGUAGAGGUGAUGUUACAUUAGAUGCUUGUCAAAAUUGUGUUCAAAUGAUUACUCAAGUGAACAAAGAAUUUGAUAACUGUCCAAAUUCGAAACAAGCAAUUGUUUGGUAUGAUACAUGUAUGUUAAGGUACUCAGAUCAAGAUUACUUUACUAUUAUGCUAGAGGGUCCAAGAUAUUAUCUUGUGAAUAGAAAUAAUGUUCCUAAUCCGUCUCAGUUUAAACCGAUUUUAAAUGAUUUAUUGACUGGUUUAUUUGGUGAAGCUGGGUCCAGUGGGUUUUAUACUAAUUUUGCUACUGCAGAUAAAGAUAUUACAAAUCGUACAAAAUUAUAUGGAUUAGUACAGUGUACUGCAGAUAUCCCUUCAAGUAGUUGUAGUCGAUGUCUAUUUAGAGCUAUGGAUGUGUUACCAGGUUGUUGUGAUGGGAAAGAAGGUGCAAGAGUUAUUGGUCCUAGUUGUAUGCUUAGAUAUGAAUUAUAUUCUUUUUAUGAAUCUACUAUUACUUCUUCAACACCUCCAUUAUCUUCUCCUACUCCUCUGAAAUUACCGUCGUCAACGAAUACAACUGUAGCAAAUGCAAAUAAGAAUAACUCAUCCAAACUUACUAUCAGUAUAGUGGUUCCUUCGGUUGUCGCACUAGUUUUUGCCAUUGCCUCCGGGUUCUUCUGUUUCCGAAGAAAGAGAACCCAGAAAAAGAAGUAUAACUAUGUGGAUGAUGAGACUCCAGUUACAGCAGAAUCUUUGCAGUUCAACUUCAGUACAAUAAGUGCUGCAACAGACAAUUUCUCGGAAGCUAAUAAACUUGGAGAAGGCGGAUUUGGUUCUGUUUACAAGGGGACACUUCCAGACGGGCGAGAUAUAGCCGUGAAGAGGCUAUCGAAAUAUUCUGGUCAAGGUGACCACGAAUUCAAGAAUGAAGUUACAUUAGUAGCUAAACUUCAACACAGAAAUCUUGUGAACCUUGUAGGUUUCAGCUUAGCUGGUGAAGAAAAACUACUCAUCUAUGAAUACAUGCCAAAUGCAAGCCUUGACCAAUUUCUGUUCGAUCCGACUAAAUGCACUCAACUGGAUUGGGAAAGAAGAUUCAAGAUAAUAGCAGGGAUAUCAAGAGGACUUGUCUAUCUCCAUGAGGAGUCUCGACUUAAAAUUAUCCAUCGGGAUCUGAAAGCUAGCAAUAUAUUAUUAGACAUGGACAUGAAUCCUAAAAUUGCAGAUUUCGGCAUGGCUAGGCUUUUUGUGCAUGACCAAACUCAAGAGCGUACAAGCAAAAUUGUUGGAACAUAUGGCUAUAUGGCUCCAGAGUAUAUAAUGCAUGGUCAUUUCUCAGUGAAAUCAGACGUUUUUAGUUUUGGUGUCUUAAUAUUAGAGAUACUUUCUGGACACAAGAACAGCAGUUUUUAUCAAUCAGAUGUUGCUCAAGACCUUUUAAGCUAUGUAUGGAGACAUUGGAAUGACGGAUCAGCUAUAGAAAUAUUAGAUCCAACAUUGAAAGACACAUAUUCUAGAAAUGAAGUGGUGAGAUGCAUCCAUGUUGCAUUAUUAUGUGUUCAAGAAAAUAUUGCAGAUAGACCCACAAUGCCCACAGUUAUCCAUAUGCUCAACAGCUACUCUGCGACUGAUCCUGCUUUACCUUUAUCGCCUGCGUUUUUUAUUGGGAGUACCGUAAAUAUGGAGCCCCAGUCGAACUUAGGCUACAGCGAAGAACAAGGAAGCUCGAAGAAUGAGUCGGUGACCAGCGAAGUAGGGGCAGGGAGCGUGAAUGGAGUUACAAUUUCAGAACUAGACCCUCGAUGAUUAUACACCACUACAUGUCUUUUUUUUCUUUUUUUUUAAUCUUAGUGGGCACUCUAUAUAUAGUCUACAGGUUAUUCUUUUUUU
Messenger RNA from Papaver somniferum (opium poppy), 2122 nucleotides. Its product is annotated as putative receptor-like protein kinase At4g00960. Gene Ontology annotation, biological process: protein phosphorylation. Gene Ontology annotation, molecular function: protein kinase activity; ATP binding. Lineage: Eukaryota; Viridiplantae; Streptophyta; Magnoliopsida; Ranunculales; Papaveraceae. The record is from RefSeq and is a predicted model, not a curated record. Bases 2 to 2038 code for a protein of 678 amino acids. The transcript is spliced from 7 exons.